This is a messenger RNA of Fusarium pseudograminearum CS3096, 1953 nucleotides long. RefSeq lists its product as uncharacterized. Bases 1 to 1953 code for a protein of 650 amino acids. The transcript is spliced from 4 exons. Lineage: Eukaryota; Fungi; Ascomycota; Sordariomycetes; Hypocreales; Nectriaceae. The record is from RefSeq and is a predicted model, not a curated record. Gene Ontology annotation, molecular function: protein binding.
AUGGCGAAUCAAGAGACUCACUAUGGCUUCGACGAAGGCGGAGAUGACGACCAAUCCAUUGUGUCGACGCGCGGACUCGAGGCUUUCAGUCGAAAGGUUACAACUACAGCUACUCAUUUGAUCGGUCCCAAUGCCGAAGCCACGGCUCAUCACUACCAAGCCGCCAUGGCCGAGGUUCACAAGCAAAUGAAGCGACCGACGGUGCAGCGAAGCAUGUUCGCGAUGGCAAGGACAACCCCCACAGACCUCAUGCGCUCCAGGCUAUCAACCCACGAAAUUCAGCAUCGCGCCUUGACGUUCUUGCCCGAUGACCUUCUCGCCAAUAUUCCCGAGCAUGAAAACCCGUAUUCGUUAUUUCAGGGCUUCCAGGCCAGUUUUCCGGAACUGACUGACGAAGGCAAGAAGUUCCAGCGGCGGGUUUCUCGUGGUCGCAAAAUGUUGGAGGAUUCAGAAGGGACACCGGGAAGCCCCAAAAAGCUGACGCAGUUGAAAAAAGAGAAAGCCGCCAUGAUGCAUGAAUUUGGGUUGUUGGGCACUCGCAAGAGUAUGGCAAGUUACGAAAUUCGAGAAAUCGACAACAAAAUCGCAAAUCUCCACGGCAUGCGAAGGAUUAUCCUAGACAGGCUGGCGGGGUUGGAACAGGAUGAAGCUAUGCUGGAGCACGAUAUUUCCGAGAUGGAAAUUCGGGUUGACGAGGCCCAGGUGCUGGUUGAUGAGGCUGAGGAACUCGAACGAAACACACGGACCCAGGAUGAGCAAGAUCUAGUUGGCGAUGCCGAUGAUCACGAUCCAGAAUUCAUGUCUCAGUCUGUAUACGAAAAGAUCCCCGCCUCAGAAGCCAGCAGCACGCCCCGGAAAACGAAAAAGGUCCACCGUAAGAAGUCAAUGCCUAUACUUCAUGAGCAUUUCGAGCCUGGCACCGCUAUUCGCGAGCUCCGGGCACACAAGGACACGAUCACGGCUAUUGAUUUCGACGCUCCGUUUGGCACCAUGGUUACCGCUGCUCUCGAUGACACAGUUCGAGUUUGGGAUCUUAACGCUGGUAGAUGUAUGGGUUAUAUGGAAGGUCACACUGCAUCAGUACGCGCUUUGCAAGUCGAAGAUAACAUCCUCGCAACGGGCUCUGUGGACGCAACCAUCCGGCUCUGGGAUCUCAGCAAAGCGCACUACGACCCCCAUGGCGGCCUUGGAAAAGACGACGAUGAGGACGCCAUUGCUUUCGGAACGGAUAACCACCUUGAGCCCCCACCGGGCAGCAUGGCUGAUUGCCCACUGUACACCUUGGAAUCACAUGUUGACGAAAUCACGGCUCUUCACUUCAGAGGUGAUGUUAUGGUUUCCGGCUCUGCAGAUAAGACGAUUCGCCAUUGGGAUCUUGAAAAGGGUCGUUGCGUGCAAACAUUGGAUGUUAUGUGGGCAGCCGCCGCAAGUAUGACAACGACAGACAGCACAUGGCGACCUACGGGGCGAUCUCAAAGCAGCUCAGCCGACUUUGUUGGCGCUUUGCAAGUUUUCGAGACGGCCCUUGCAUGCGGUACCGCAGACGGCAUGGUGCGUUUAUGGGAUCUUCGAAGCGGACAGGUUCAUCGCAGCCUGGUAGGACAUACCGGCGCAGUAACAUGUCUUCAGUUCGAUGACGUGCACCUGGUAACUGGAAGCGUGGACAGAAGUAUUAGAAUUUGGGAUCUUCGAACAGGGUCUAUUUACGACGCAUACGCAUACGAUAACCCUGUCACAGACAUGAUGUUCGAUGCUCGACGAAUUGUCAGCGCUGCAGGCGAGGACGUUGUCAAGGUGUACGAUAAGGUUGAGGGACGACAAUGGGAAUGCGGCGCUGGCAUCACAGCAGCUGAGGAGGGCAAGACUCCAGCCAUCGUGGAGCGUGUACGUGUUAGAGACGGGUAUCUUGUUGAGGGCAGACGAGACGGUAUCGUUGGUGUAUGGACAAGCUAA